GCCUCCGGACUGCUGCUGAUCGUCUCCGUUAUUUCAGAGCUGGAAGGAAAGGUAAGUUGAGUUUGGGGGAAGGGGGGGAUGGAGAAGGAGUUAGUGGUGGUGGGUUGCACUGUAGGGUUUCUUGGUGUUCUUUCAGCUGCUCUUGCCUUCGCUGCGGAGGCUACCAGGAUUAGGGCUUCUGACGUGGUGACUAGAGCGCAUGAAGAAUGCACAUAUCCAAAAAGCCCAGCUUUUCAUCUCGGGCUUUUGUCAGCACUUGCUCUAGCGCUGGCUCAGGCUAUUAUAAACUUUUUUGCUGGGUGCAUUUGCUGCAGGAGAAAUCUAAGCCGCUUCAACACUAACUGGAAUGUAGCACUGAUAUCUUUUGCUGUCUCUUGGUUCAGUUUUGUUAUAGCAUUCCUUCUACUACUGGCCAGUGCCGCACUGAAUGACAAGAGAGGGAUGGAGGACAUCUACUUCGGCAAAAACUGCUAUGUUCUGAAUGCCGGAGUCUUCUCUGGAGGGGCCGUUCUAUCUCUUCUGAGCAUCUCUCUUGGAAUUAUAUACUUUGCAGCUCUCCAUUCACCCAAGAGCUUCAAUCCCUGCUGGCCGCGGCGCCAGCAAAAUCACGGCAUCGCUUUAGGGCAACCGCAGAUCCCUCGGCAGAGCGACGAACCGGUCUUCGUGCACGAAGAUACUUACAACAGGCAGAGAAUUCCUUGAAACGGUUCUUAUAAACUUCCAACAAGUUCUUUCAUCAUUUUUUUUUUCCUCAAAAAGUUUUUCCUUCAUUAUUAGAUACUUACACAGGGCUGGAAGAUUUGAUUGAUUUUUUAAAUUUUUAGAAAGAUUUUUGCAAUUAGAGCUG
Phalaenopsis equestris is the source of this 847-nucleotide messenger RNA. RefSeq lists its product as uncharacterized. NCBI's taxonomy places the organism in Eukaryota, Viridiplantae, Streptophyta, Magnoliopsida, Asparagales, Orchidaceae. The record is from RefSeq and is a predicted model, not a curated record. The coding region runs from base 79 to 702 and encodes 207 amino acids. The transcript has 3 exons.